AUGACUUCUAAUCAAAGCGAUGCCGCUACAACUGCUUCAAGCCAAAAUCUCACGUCUGGACAAUCGAUCGGAAAUGAGUUCAGUGUAGAUUUUUCCGUUCUCGACUGUGAUCCGAAUUGUAGAGUCCAAAAUGCCAUUGAAAAAUUCUUUACGGUCAGCUGUGAGUGGGGAAUCGCUGCAAUUUGGUUCUUCCUCAUGUUCAUGGUAAUCUUUGCUAUUCUCCAACUAAUUUGCACGAUUAUUGCGUAUGUGAGAAAGAGAACCACUCUGCUUGCACCAGUUGGUAGUAAAAACACUAUGCAGUCGAGUAUAUUUGUCUAUGCACUCAACGCAGUAAUGAUUGGGGCAAGCUGUGCAGCUGUUAUUCUGUACUGGAAGAAAAACUAUUUAAUAUAUGACUAUGCACCCUUUUUAUAUGCUGGAGCAGGCUAUAGUUUAAUAUUGCUUAUAUCAACGCUGACUACAAUGGUGUACUACAUGUGUUGCGACUACAUGUAUCCCGAGCGGUAUAAUAGCACACCAAAUCCUAAGCCAGGAUUUAUCUCAAUUCUAUGGAUAAUAUCUAUAGCUUUUGAAGCUCUAGUCUGUGGUAGCUACAUUAGCAUUUUCAAGCAAUCAGCCGUUGUCUAUGAUUCAGAUAAGAUCCUCUACUUCUUUGUUGAGUUGUUAGCUAGGACAUUCUUUAUUGUAAUGUCAUACUUAUAUACUUCCAUUGCUGUUAAAGCUAUUGAAAAGCAUCACUAUGAAGAAGUCAAUACAUCUGAUAAUUAA
Vittaforma corneae ATCC 50505 is the source of this 771-nucleotide messenger RNA. RefSeq lists its product as uncharacterized. Bases 1 to 771 code for a protein of 256 amino acids. Lineage: Eukaryota; Fungi; Microsporidia; Nosematidae. The transcript has a single exon. The record is from RefSeq and is a predicted model, not a curated record.